CAAAACAAUAUGGUGGGAUAGUUAAAUAUCAUUCUUUAUUGAAUGAAACCCAUCUCUUAAUUACCGAUCCAAAACUCGUACAAAUGAUAUUGAUGAGUCGUUCGUAUGAAUUUCAAAGGUUCGACGUGAAUAAAGCUAUAAUCAAGGAGUUUGUUGGUGAAGGUAUUAUACUUUCUGAAGGAGAUUCUCAUAAACGACAAAGAAAAAUGAUGUCUCCUUCAUUUUCUUUUGCCAAUGUCAAGGAAAUGACUCCAACAUUUGUUCAAGCUGGCCAUAAUUUAAAGGAUAUCUGGAUGAAAGAAAUUGGUAACAAGAAAGAGAAAAGAAUUACGAUUACGGCUGUAAUUUCAAAUGUAACUUUGGAUGUUAUUGGCCUUGUUGGAUUCAACUACAAAUUUAAUUCUACAACUACAGAGUCUGAAUUAUCUAAAGCAUACAAGUUUGUAACUAGUCGUAAUCAUACGCCUUUAUUCAUAGUUCUUUCCAACCUCCUUCCGUUUCUCAGAAAAUAUCCAACACCUGAUAACAAUAAACAUUAUGAAUCUCUCAAAAUUAUUUAUAAUAUUUCUGAGAAACUACUUGAUGAUCAAAAAAAUAACCCUGUUCGAGGAACAGACUUAUUGUCAUUAUUAGCAAAAGCAAAUGUUAACUUGCCCGUUGACCAACAAUUAACUCAUUAUGAGUUAAUUAGUCAGAUUAUGACAUUACUCAUAGCUGGACAUGAGACCACCAAUCUUACAUUAUCUUGGGCACUAUACUUUCUCGCAGCAAAUCCUGAAAUUCAAGAUCGUCUUCGCAACGAAAUACUUGAUAUAUUUCCUGAUCGUGAUUAUCAUCCAACUUUUGAUCAAAUUGAACAAUUGAAAUUUUUAGAAUGUGUCUUAAAGGAAGUUUUAAGAAUCACCCCGCCUGUGCCUGCACUCUUUCGUAUUAAUGUAAAAGAUGAAAUGUUUAAUGGUUACCUUAUUCCAAAGAAUACACCAUUGACGAUCCCC
Messenger RNA from Racocetra persica, 995 nucleotides. The record is from the annotation of a GenBank genome assembly. Lineage: Eukaryota; Fungi; Glomeromycota; Glomeromycetes; Diversisporales; Gigasporaceae.